AUGGAGUGUGACUCGGCCCUGGGGCUGCAUUAUCCAGCCUCCUCCUCCUCCUCCUCCUCCUCUCCCCCUCCUCCUCAACCUGCAGUGCAGAACUUUCCUGUGAUCUUCACAAACACUCCGGUGAGAGUCUGCAUACACGCCCAGAGGCACGAGAUGGGGAGGAGGGUGAGAGUAGCAGAGGGGAGGCAGCCACCACUGCAAUGUGGCUGCCUCUGCAUUGAGAGUGGUGGCAGCUUCUCCUUGAUCUCUGCCACUGGCGUGUGGCCGGAGCCGGCAACUCUUCACCCAGGACCACUGGGAUGCGGCUUGUCUAGGGACGACACACUCGACAACCUUGUCCACAUCGAAUCCAGUUUAGCAGGGCAGCUACAUUGUGCUAAGGUUGAUUCUCCCAGCCGUCCUGAGCCUGGACUGGAUCCUGCAACACUGUCAUGGAGGUUCUGUGGUUUGGGGUUGAACCCGCAAGGUGUGUGGUCUGCUGAGGCCCUGGAGAUGUCAGUCGGGAAGAUUCCCUUCCUGGAGGCAGUGAACGGCAGCACAGUCAUGUUGCCCUGCACAUACUCAAGCUGCAUAGGCAUCGAGAACCUCUACUUCAACUGGCAGUUCAACCAAAAUGGCACCAUGCAGAGGGUUUGUGAGUCAACAAUACCAACAGAGGGAGUGGAACCUAAGGUGACCAUAUUCAAGGAACGAGUAGAGUUUGUGGGGAAGAACCAUCACAACAACAUCUCCAUUUUGCUGUGGAACAUCACCUUUGAUGAUGGAGGCCUGUACACUUGUUUUGGACGCAACCCAAAAGAGAAGGACAAGAACCACAGUGCCAUCUUUGAACUCAUUGUGGUGGAUGAGUUGAGGGUGGUGGACAAAACACUUACCAUCAUCAUAGCAUCAGCUGUGGGCGGAGCCAUCGCCUUGUUGAUGGGCUUCAUGUUGCUGAAGAACUUCACUCUCUUUGUUCUUUCCAAGCUGGAGGAGAAAAAUAAGGAGUGCCUUGUAACUUCAUCAGGGAUCGACAACACAGAAAAUGGCCUCUCAGGAUCCAAAGCUGACUCUAAGGCAACACCAAAAAAGAAAUGAGGAGGUGCAUGUAUAAAAACCACAUAUCCUCUCUGCAUAUAUUUGUAUAUGCACGUGUGUUUGGAUACUUCCCACAUUUCUUGCAAUUUGAAAACAACUCUGCCUGGCUGUGGGAGUAAACCCAUUUGUACCCAACCUUAUCAAACGUGCUUAGAAAAGUAACUGUGCAGAUUUUAUGAAAACUUACAGAUGUGCAACUCAUGACAUCAGGAUUACAAAUAAUUUACUUACUUGCGAUUGCAAAAACACCUAUCAGAAAUAAUCCAGGGCUGACUUAUUUAUGUGCUAUUUUAUAUAUACUGAAUUUCCACCCCUCACUUAAUUGUAUUAGUUUAGUUUAUAUGGAUUAUAUGGAUUGUAUGCACCCUCUUGGCUGCACCACAGACCCUGUUCAGACCUGAUAUUCACAUCUGUCCUCAGAGAUUUGAUCACAAGUGGGCAGCCCUGAUUACAGGUCUGAACGCACCCAAUGUGUCCUGAAUGUGACUUCCGAUCUGCUCACAACACUCACAUUUGGAGGUGGUCGGAGUGAGACCUGCUAUGAUGUAUGACUCGGAGACAGUGGCACUGUUUAAAAGACAGGAGGCAGAGCUGAAGAUGUGUUUGGGGGUGACAAGAAAGGACUGGAAUAGAAAUUAGCAUAUUGGAGCGACAACUCAGAUUAAAUGGUUUGGAAAUAAAGUGGUUUGG
Solea senegalensis (Senegalese sole) is the source of this 1767-nucleotide messenger RNA. Its product is annotated as sodium channel subunit beta-4-like. Bases 1 to 1077 code for a protein of 358 amino acids. Gene Ontology annotation, biological process: regulation of sodium ion transmembrane transporter activity; cardiac muscle cell action potential involved in contraction; regulation of ventricular cardiac muscle cell membrane repolarization. The record is from RefSeq and is a predicted model, not a curated record. Gene Ontology annotation, cellular component: voltage-gated sodium channel complex; membrane. Gene Ontology annotation, molecular function: sodium channel regulator activity; transmembrane transporter binding. The transcript has 7 exons. NCBI's taxonomy places the organism in Eukaryota, Metazoa, Chordata, Actinopteri, Pleuronectiformes, Soleidae.